Aureobasidium pullulans EXF-150 is the source of this 2418-nucleotide messenger RNA. RefSeq names its product glycoside hydrolase family 55 protein. The record is from RefSeq and is a predicted model, not a curated record. The coding region runs from base 1 to 2418 and encodes 805 amino acids. The transcript is spliced from 8 exons. NCBI's taxonomy places the organism in Eukaryota, Fungi, Ascomycota, Dothideomycetes, Dothideales, Saccotheciaceae. Gene Ontology annotation, molecular function: polygalacturonase activity.
AUGGCGGGAUUGCGAUUACUCACGCUGUUGGCGUCCGUCGCUCUUUUAUUGUGCUUUUUUCCUUCUUGUUCGGUUCAUGCUCAAUCAGACACCGAGGGUCCACUCCACACAACAAAUCAUGUAAAGCGUUACGGCUCAGGGGCUCCUUACUGGAUGUCCCAAAUUCCCAGACAAGGCAAAGUGGUUUACGGCACAAACUCUUCAUAUCCUGUAUGGAGAAACGUCAAGGACUAUGGUGCUAAAGGUGAUGGCGUAACCGACGACACUGAUGCUAUCAAUAAUGCGACAUUUGCUGGGGGCAGAUGCCAAUAUCCUUGCGAGUCACAGACAACUGCCCCAGCUAUCGUGUACUUCCCCCCCGGUACAUAUGCCAUCAGCCGCCCGCUGGUCAUGCUUUACUACACCCAAUUCAUUGGUGAUGCAAACAGCUUGCCUGUAAUUCUAGGUCUACCCAACUUCUACGGCAUCGCACUACUUGACUCCGACCCAUAUCUGCCAUAUGGGCUCAGUUGGUAUGCCAACCAGAACAACAUGUGGCGUCAGGUCCGUAAUUUCGUCUUGGACAUCCGACAAAUCCCCAAAGGCACGGCGCACUGUUUGCAUUGGCAAGUGGCUCAGGGGACGUCAUUGCAGAACAUUGUUUUUGAAAUGACCGAGGGCGGUGACAACAACAAGCAAAUGGGUAUCUUCAUGGAUAACGGAUCGGCACUAUACCUGGAAGAUCUCAUCUUCAACGGUGGCGGUGUUGGCUUCUUUUCCGGAAAUCAGCAGUUCACUUGUCGAAAUCUAACCUUCAACAAUUGUCAGACCGCCAUCUACCAAAACUGGAACUGGUUGUUCGCCUACAAAGACAUCGUCAUCAAUAAUGCCAAAAUCGGUAUAGAUAUGACCCAAGGUGGGGAUGUCAUCACUACCGGCUCGAUCAGCUUGCAAGACGCGACCAUGAAUAAUGUCGAGAUUGGUGUUCUUACCACCUUCUCUGGCAACUCAACCCCUGCCUCGGCUGGAACGCUUCUCUUAGAUAACGUCAACUUCGUCAAUACACCUGUCGCUGUUCAGCUUUCUCCCAGCAAUGCUACAAUUCUUGAAGGAAACCAAAAGAUCGCAUCCUGGGCUCAGGGCAGAGUUUACACUGCUUACGAGUCUUCCUACGAGGAGAACAACUUGACCUGCUACGGGCCUGCAGCCAAAUUCGAUCGAGUACAACAACUUGUUGAGCCCCCUCCGAAAUCACCAUCUUUGCUGACCCCAGAUGGUUCGUUCUACACGCGUUCAAGACCACAGUACGAAGGCGUUCCGGUCGAAAACUUCAUAUCCAUCAAAACCUAUGGUUGUGCUGGCGAUGGUGUCACCGAUGAUACUGCAUGCGUUCAGAGCUUCUUAAACUCAAUUCGAACGGACCAGAUCGCCUAUAUUGACUACGGCGCGUAUGUGAUCAGAGACACUAUCAACUUUCCCAUUCCGAUUAAGGUCCAGGGUGAGUUAUGGCCUUACUUCAUGGUGGAUGGCAGCGCGCCAAAGUUCAGCGAUCAGAACAACCCCCAAGUCGCAUUCCGUGUGGGACAGCCUGGUCAAGUCGGUGACAUUGAACUUGUUGAGAUUAUGUUCCAAACUUUGGGCGCUGCACCAGGUGCAAUUCUGAUGGAAUGGAACCUUGCGCAAUCAUCUCCAGGAUCUGCCGCAAUGUUCGAUGUUCACUGGCGUGUCGGUGGCACAAAUGGCACGAAACUGCAAUCCUACAAUUGUCGCAAGACACCCAACGUCCCCACCUCCCCAAAAGCUGAAUGUUAUGGCGCCUUCCUCCUUCUUCAUCUUACAAGAUCCUCGUCUAUGUACAUGGCUAACAACUGGGGCUGGGUCAGCGAUCACGAAAUGGAUUUGGCCGAUCAUGACCAAAUCAACCUCUACAAUGGUCGUGGAGUUUUGGUCGAAAGCCAGGGUCCCGUGUGGAUGUUGGGCACUUCUUUCGAGCACAGCAUGUUGUACAAUUACCAGAUCGCUUCAGCGAAGGAGAUUUACAUCAGUGCCAUUCAGUCAGAGACUGCGUACAUGCAAAACAAUCCUAAUGCGAUCUCGCCAUACCCUCCGCUGUCAAAUUGGAACGACCCAACGUUCUCCGAUUGUUUCACUGUCAAUUGCCCUAAGACCUGGGGCCUACGCAUCUUUAAUAGCACAUACAUCUUUGCUUACGGUGCUGGAAUGUACUCUUUCUUCAACAACUACGACUCUGGUUGUUUGGCUACUACGAAUUGCCAGCAGAAGAUGGUCAGCGUUGAACAAAGCCAAGGUAUCUACCUAUACGCAGUCAACACGGUGGGCUCAUCGAAUCUGGUUACGGUCGAUCAGGUAGAUCUCGUGCCUGCCAUUUCGAAUGCGAACGGCUUUGCGGACACAGUGGCGAUUUUCGAGUAUCCUUGA